UCCUUCACAACAAAGUUAGUUCCAGUUCUGUGGCCGGCUCUCCCCAGGCCUUAUCUUGAUUGGUUGGGGAAGGACGGGGUGGGAGAGGCGAUCUGCUGCUGAGGAUCCACAGACGCUCCGAGCUGCACUGUGUCUGUAGGGAGCACAGACUGAUCCACCUCCUGAACAGAUGUCUUAAUGGACAGUAACACCGGUGCUGCAGACGAGGACCUCUUCACCAAGGAUAACGUGUGAGAUGAGGCAACUUUUUGAGAAGUUAAAGAUUAAGAUAAAGCAGCUGAAGAUUGUUGGAAACGAUCGAGAAGAUUUGGGGACUUAUAAGGAAAUGUGGGGAAACCAUAGGACCCAAACUACAGCGAGCAUCACACACUGGAGAGGAACUCUUCCUGUUCUUCAAAAUUCAUCCAUUAAAUUCUGAAUAAACCUAUCUGGAGCUACCUGAGAGGAGGUCGCUGUACCUGGCGAGGCGAGGAGGUCCGGAGACAGAGAGGGGGGAUGAGUGUGAGGCCUGGCGAGUCCAGGGGUGAGCUAUGAGGGGGAAAACAAGCUGGGAAACGCUUUCAAUGUAAACACACAGCACCAUGCCAACCCUGCUGCCGAGCUGGCACAAGAGGACCUGGACCACACUCCUCCUCGUUAUCUUCAGCCACCAGGUGAGCUGCUCGGUGCUGGAAAGUCUGAUCGCCAAACGGACCGAGUACUGGGAGACCUGCAACAGAACUCUGGCAGCUGCUGGACUCUCAAAAACUGGAAACUACUGCAGAGGAACAUUUGACACGUUUGUGUGUUGGCCCCACUCGUCCCCUGGGAACGUGUCGGUCCCCUGUCCCUCGUACCUGCCGUGGAUCAGUGAGGACGGCUCCAGGAGGGCGCACAGAGAAUGUUUAGAAAACGGGAGAUGGCGUCAGAGGGGGAACUCCUCUGAGCUGUGGAGAGACGACUCCGAGUGUCAGGAGGACCAGUUCUUUAAAGACGAGGAGGAUGAAAUGCUUCGACAGACGGCUCUCAGGCUCAUCUCUGUCAUCGGCUAUUCCCUGUCGCUGACCUCCCUCACACUGGCCACUCUGCUGAUGGGCAUGUUGAGGAAGCUCCACUGCACCAGGAACUACAUCCACAUGAACCUGUUUGUGUCGUUCAUCUUGAGAGCCGUGGCCGUCAUCUCCAAGGAAAUCAUAUUAUAUGUCAUGUACUCCAACCUGCCCAAGGAUGACCCGGGGUGGAACUCCUACUCCAGCUCUGCGAUGGCGCUGAUGUGUAAGUUCUCCAAAGUGUGCAUGGAGUACUUUGUGGCCUGUAACUACUUCUGGCUCCUGGUGGAGGCCAUCUUCCUCCACACGCUGCUCUUCACUGCUGUGCUGACCAAGAGACGACUGCUGAAGAAGUACAUGCUGUUAGGAUGGGGAACUCCUGUGUUGUUUGUGACUCCGUGGACUGUGGUCAAGAUUAUAUAUGAAAACACAGAAUGCUGGUCGAUCGUGAACAGAUGGUUCUGGUGGAUCAUACGGGGCCCGAUCACUCUGUCAGUGCUCGUGAUUUUCUGCAUAUUCAUCAAGAUCCUGAUGCUGCUGCUGUCCAAGCUGAAAGCUGACCUGGUGAAAUUUACAGACUACAGAUACAGCUUGGCCCGAGCCACACUGGUCCUGAUUCCUCUGCUGGGAAUCCAUGAAGUGGUCUUCACUGUGCUGAUAGACGAAUGUGUGGAGGGCAACAGUCGCUACGCCAGGAACUUCAUCAACCUGACCCUCAGCUCCUUCCAGGGGUUCCUGGUUGCUGUGCUGUACUGUUUUGCUAAUGGAGAGGUCCAAGCUGAACUGAAGAAGCGCUGGCAGCUUUUCCUGUUCACCAACCACUUCCAGAUCAGGGGCUGUUUUCGGGGCGCGCCUCUCAAGCACCUGUGGAAGUGCACUCGAGGGCGUCGCCCCCGGUGCUCUCGGCAGAGCGACUCCUACGACGAGGGGGGCACUUCCGCGGUUCACCCCCACCUGCUUCAGGUGGCUGUGCACGGACGGAGCGGAGUGAUCGGACUAGGAGGGGUUAAAGGUCAGGGGCUGAAGGGCUACGAUGCAGCAGGGCUGGACUUCCUCACCAGGAAGAGCCUGUCCAGCAGCGAUGGAGAGAUGACGCUCGGGGAGACCAUGGAGGAGAUUCUGGAGGAGAGUGAGUUCUGAAUCCAGCGCUGGUACUUCACCACCUGACGUGGAGGAGCUGAGAUGACACCUGGGUGUGUUUUCCCAGGUAAAGGCAGAGGUCAUCGUGGAGAAACAGGCGGUUGGAGGUUUGGUGAUGCGGGGACUCCAGGGCAAGUUGGAACCACUGUGGCUAGCAGGCUAAUGGUUACCAUGCUAGGAAUCUGUUUACUCCCCCAUUCAGGAGUAAUCUCCGAGGUAGCUAGCUUCCUAACUGUCGGUUAGCAGGUUAGCUCGGCCACAUUGAUGUAUUUAAUUACUUUCUCAUAAAACCAGGCCUCUGUUACCGUAAAUAAAACAGCUGAGCUUCCUCCAUUUUGAAUUAUUCGACGUCAGGACGGUGCGCUGACAACAUAUUAGUGCAGAUUUACUCCAGUAAAUACACUGACGGUGGUGACUCUACCUCUGGGUCUCUGUGCUAAUGCUGAAGCAGCUGUGUGUAGUCCGGCGUGUGCGCUGUCCUAAUGGUUGUUAUGUGAUGUAUUUCCUGUUGAAUCAUGACAACAUAUAAUCAAUUUUGGACUGUUGUAUAGUCAGAAGGUCAGUUCGUUAAUUAGACUUUUUGAAGUCACCACUGUUGCUCUGCAGCUGCAUUAUCUUCCUGCAGGUAACAUCUGCAUGUUUACGUUCCCAUGUCUGUGAUUUUCAAUGGGAACUUGGAGACAACAGGGUAUCUACACACUGUACAGUGGGAUGUGAGAGGGGCGGAGAAGGAGAGACGGGGUCAACAGAGAUGAUAUUUGGCGAGGUAUACACCAAACUGGGAAUGUUGGGAAUUCAAAUAAUUGUCUGGGUAUUUAAGUGGGUCAGGAUGUAUUUUACAUUCAUUGGAUCAGAGAGCAGACUCAUCACUGAGACAAAGGAAGAAAAUGUUUACCACAGAUUCACCAAAGAAUCAGACUGAAGAACUGAGAGUUAAAGCUUUUUCCAGUGUAAAAGAAGUGAAUCAUUUUCUUUCAGCCGAUCAUCUACAGAAGCUUCACUCAGAGGUUAGAGACAGUUGUCUCUCAGUGUUCUUCAGUUACAGCAUCUAAUACAUUCUUAUAGAAGGUAUAUAAAGUUCACUUCAGUGUUUGUGCUCAGUGAACCUCAGACUAACAGCAGUGCUGAGUGUUUUUCAUAAAUUUGUUUUAUUUGCCAUAAAAUAAUAAAAAUAUAACAAAACUAUGUCAGGCCAGUUAUAAAUAUCCAUAUGAAGCAACAUCUGGACUGAAACAUCUGGACUGUAAUGUGUAUAUAAAUACAAUGUAUUUGUUGUGUGAAUGUGAAUAAUGAGGCUCUAUGUGCAGCAGGUUUUACAUGUUUUUUUAUUCUUAUGAAGCUUAAAAUGCAUCGAAGGCUUUGUUGUACAGUUAAAACGAUCACAUGAUUUGUACAUGUAGUCUCACAACGGUGUAUGUGCACAAAUAAAAGAUUUGUUUUCACCCUGAA
Molecule: messenger RNA, 3617 nt
Organism: Seriola aureovittata
Lineage: Eukaryota; Metazoa; Chordata; Actinopteri; Carangiformes; Carangidae
Product: glucagon-like peptide 2 receptor
Exons: 13
Coding region: 582-2168 (528 amino acids)
Biological process (GO): adenylate cyclase-modulating G protein-coupled receptor signaling pathway; cell surface receptor signaling pathway
Cellular component (GO): plasma membrane
Molecular function (GO): glucagon receptor activity; peptide hormone binding
Source: RefSeq, a predicted model, not a curated record